Molecule: messenger RNA, 1051 nt
Organism: Apis dorsata (giant honeybee)
Lineage: Eukaryota; Metazoa; Arthropoda; Insecta; Hymenoptera; Apidae
Gene: Rad60
Exons: 7
Coding region: 145-1020 (291 amino acids)
Biological process (GO): positive regulation of transcription by RNA polymerase II; cytokine production
Source: RefSeq, a predicted model, not a curated record
AAAAUUUAUAUUUUAAAGUAUUCAAGAGAUAAUAAAUCUAACCCUAUUUUUUCUACUGAAUAAAAGAAAGUUAAUUUUAUUUUAAUUUAUUCUUUUUAAUGUUUUAAUAAUAAGUGAUAUAAUAAAAUAUAUAUAAAUUACAUAAUGGAAACAGUGCAAUUAAGUUCAUCUGAAGAUGAUGAUAUAUAUUUAAAUUCUGUUGCAAAAUUGAAAGCCUUGAAGAAAAAGCAGACAUUACUACAAUGUAAGGAUCAAGAAAAAGAAGAGGAAAAACAAGCAAAUAAUGAAGAAUUGAAAUGUGAAAUUUUUAAUGAUACUGUUUUAAAACAAGGAAUAAAUCGAAAGAUAAAAAACAAAAAAUAUAGUUCUAAGCAUCGAUCAGCAAAACAAAAACAAAGAAAAAAUAUAUCCGAGACAGAUUCAGAUUUAGAAAUUGUUUCUAUAGAAGAGAAAAAUUUAUCAGAAAAUGAUUUAUAUAUAGUUGAAGAUAAUAUAACUGAAUACUCAAAUCCAAAUGAGAAUUAUGAAAUAAAUAUUAAAAUUCUUUGGCGAUCAAAAAAUAUAUAUCGUUUGAAUAUUUGUCAAAAUGAAAACUUUGGACAAAUUUUUAAAUAUUUUGCUAAUUUAGAGCAAGUAUCAAUUGAUGAAAUUUUAAUAACAAAAAAAGAUAAAAUUAUUAAAAGAAAUGAUACUCCAAUUUCCAUAAAUUUAUCUGUAAUAGACAUACUUGAAGGAGGUAUUAUUAAAAAAGACAAUACGAUUUCAAACAAUGUGAUGGAAAAAAAUGAUAAUAAUGUCUGUAUGAUAAAGAUACAAACAACAAACAAAAAAAGUUUAACCAUUUUUGUUAAACGAGAUGAAAAUUUCAAAACUUUGUUAGAGAAAUGUGCUCAAGAGUUCAAUAUUGAAAAAUCAAAAAUUAAAUUGUAUUUUGACGGAGAAUUAAUUGCCAUAAUGGAUACACCUGAUUCUUUAGAAAUAGAAGAUGAAGCUUGUUUUGACCUUCAAUUUUCUUCCUAAUUAACAUAUUACAUAAUUAAUUAAUAUAUAU